UCCAAUAAAUUUUGAAAAAUAUAAUUGUUGAAAUCCAAACAAAUUCUUUGGCUCAAAAACCCUAAUCCCCUUUUCAUUUUCACUCCAAAAAGUGUUCCCAAUCCUUGAAAAAACCCUAAUCAAUGGGGAAUCGUAAGAAAAAAUCGAGUCUGAAGUCAAAGACAAAGGAUCAAAAAGGUUUUCGAGAAUCAUUGGUGAAACAAUUUCAAAAACAUCUCACCAAGUUGUUGGUGUUUGUACUACUGUUAGGGCUAUUUGUUUUAUCUUUUCGUUUUGAUUCUUUUGAGAAGGAACAACAGGUUAGUUUUCAGGAGUUUAGAAAUGAGCUUUUGAAACCAAGGUUAGUUGACCAUGUUGUUGUCUCCAGUAAAGGUUUGGUCGAAAUUUAUGCUAGGAAGUUUUAUCCUAAUCAAACAGAGAUUGAUGUACUCCAAGGGAAGCAAUCUGGUGGAAAAUAUGUAGGUUUUUUCUACAUUGCUAGUGUUGAUUCUUUUGAGAAGAAAUUAGAGAGAGCUCAAGAACUACUAGGCUUUGACCCUAAUGAUUUUGUUCCUGUUAUUUAUUCUUCUGGUAAUUUUUUGUUCUCGGAGAUUAUAGGUUUAGUUUCAAGCAUUUUGCCUUUGCUAUUUCUAGUGUAUAUGAGUGGAAUUUAUAAGAUCUUUGGACCACAGUAUGUCAAAGUUGACAAAAAUGCCAAAAACAAGGUCUAUUUUAAAGAUGUUGCUGGCUGUGAUGAGGCAAAGCAAGAGAUUAUGGAUUUUGUGCACUUUCUCAAGAAUCCUAAGAAAUAUGAAGAGCUUGGUGCUAAAAUUCCGAAAGGGGCUCUUCUGGUGGGUCCUCCAGGUACAGGGAAAACCCUUUUAGCUAAAGCAACUGCAGGGGAGUCGGGUGUGACGUUUCUUUCGAUAACUGGUUCUGAAUUCAUGCAAUUGUUUGUUGGUGUUGGAGUAUCUAGGGUAAAAAGCUUGUUUAGGGAAGCAAGGAAGUAUGCUCCUAGUAUAAUAUUUAUUGAUGAGAUUGAUGCAAUUGGUCGGUCAAGGGGUGGCGAAGGCCAACCGGGUUCCCGUGCAAAUGAUGAACGUGAAAAUACUUUAAAUCAAAUGUUGGUGGAGAUGGAUGGUUUUGGAACCACUUCUGGAGUUAUUGUGCUGGCAGGUACAAAUAGACCUGAAGUAUUAGACAAAGCCUUGCUAAGGCCUGGGCGUUUUGAUCGCACAAUAACGGUCGAUAAACCUGACGUCAACGGCCGUGACCAGAUAUUUCAGAUUUACUUGGAAAGGAUCAAACUUGACCACAAGCCUUUAUAUUAUUCACAAAGGCUUGCAUCCCUUACUCCAGGAUUUGUUGGAGCAGACAUUGCUAAUGUCUGCAAUGAAGCUGCCCUGAUUGCUGCAAGGACGGAUGAAUCACAUGUCACAAUGGAUCAUUUUGAGGCAGCUAUUGAUAGGAUCAUUGGUGGCUUGGAGAAGAAGAACAAAGUAAUAAGUAAGCUGCAAAGGCGUACCGUUGCUUACCAUGAAGCAGGGCAUGCUGUUGCAGGUUGGUUCUUGGAACAUACCGAGCCAUUGUUGAAAGUAACUAUUAUUCCUCGCGGAACAGCAGCUCUUGGGUUUGCCCAGUAUGUUCCAAAUGAGAACAUUCUCAUGACAAAGGAGCAGCUUUACGAUAGGACUUGUAUGACCCUUGGUGGCCGGGCUGCCGAAAAGGUUCUUAUUGGAACAAUCUCUACAGGAGCACAAGAUGACUUGGAGAAAGUCACCAAGAUGACAUAUGCUCAAGUAGCCGUCUAUGGUUUCAGCGAAAAAGUCGGCCUCCUUUCUUUCCCCAAAAAAGAUGACUCGUAUGAGAUGUCUAAACCAUACAGCAGCAAAACUGGUGCAAUAAUUGAUUCUGAAGUGCGUGAAUGGGUAGACAAGGCAUAUGAACGAACAAUAAAACUUAUAGAGGAACACAAGGAGAAAGUGGCUGAAAUAGCAGAAUUGCUGCUUGAAAAAGAAGUACUUCACCAAAAUGACUUACUUCAAGUCUUGGGCGAGCGACCCUUCAAGAGUGCUGAAAUCGCCAAUUAUGAUAGAUUUAAGCUAGGAUUUCACAAUGAGGAGAAGGUUGCAGAAACCACCGUCAAUAGAGCCUGAGGCCGGUCUCUCAUAGUUGAAUAAGUUCAUUUUCAUUAUAUUUUUGUUACUAUACAUGAAUUUGAGGCGUUACUAAUACCAUAGAUGUGAUAGAUUGAUAAAACGUUCAUUUUAAAAGAGAAGUAGAACAGGAUUUUAUUUCAUUGAUGUUGUCAAGGAAGUGUUACUGUGCCAUUCAUUGGUAAGAAUAGGUUAUUGCUCUUUUAUUGGGUUCUUUCUUGUAAACUUAGUAACAAUUGCACUUGAAUGAAAAAGGUGUCAAUUUUGGUAAACCUAUGGGUGAGAUUUGUGUAUUUAAAGGUUAAAUAUUUUCCUGAAAAAUGUUGCUAAAAAGGCUUUAAGAAUGUUGUUUAUGUGAUGCUCAGGAUAUUAUGAGUAUGAAGUUCAUUUUUUUU
Molecule: messenger RNA, 2530 nt
Organism: Lathyrus oleraceus (garden pea)
Lineage: Eukaryota; Viridiplantae; Streptophyta; Magnoliopsida; Fabales; Fabaceae
Product: ATP-dependent zinc metalloprotease FTSH 3, mitochondrial
Exons: 2
Coding region: 123-2135 (670 amino acids)
Biological process (GO): mitochondrial protein processing
Cellular component (GO): m-AAA complex; chloroplast thylakoid membrane
Molecular function (GO): zinc ion binding; metalloendopeptidase activity; ATP-dependent peptidase activity
Source: RefSeq, a predicted model, not a curated record